AUCUCUGGAUUUCUCCUCCCCUAUGGAAAACUGGGAUAUAGAGCAAAAAGGAGUCGUGACACACACACACAGUCUCUCUUUCGCCAUUCUAUAUAUUUACGACUUUUACAGAAUUGUUGCACAAUUGUUCGAACUUGUUUCAGAGAAGCGACAAAAUAUGGGAGAACGGGUCGUACUUCAUGCCACGGUUAAACACACUGCGACGAUAAUAUUUUUACAUGGAUUAGGUGAUUCAGGAUAUGGUUGGGCCACUGCUAUAGGCACUUUGCGAUCUCCUUUUGUUAAACUUAUAUGUCCUACUGCGCCUACAAUGCCAGUAACACUUAAUGGAGGGUUCAGAAUGCCUUCCUGGUUUGAUUUACGAAGUUUGGAUCCUAGUAGUCCAGAAGAUGAAGAUGGUAUACGUAAAGCCGCUGGAACGAUCCAUUCUAUAAUAGCCGAGGAAGUUGCUGCUGGCAUACCCACUUCACGUAUUGUUCUUGGAGGAUUCAGUCAAGGUGGUGCGUUAGCCAUGUUUAGUGCUCUUACAUUCCCAGAACCUUUAGCUGGUAUUAUAGCUCUGUCAGCAUGGCUUCCUUUGCAUCAGAGAUUUCCAGCGGAAGCAAUAGGUAAUAGGAAUACUCCGCUGAUACAAUGUCACGGCGACAUCGAUCCAAUAGUGCCAUAUAGAUGGGGUCAAAUAACGGCAUCACUUUUGAAACAAUUUAUGAGUAAUACAGAAUUUAAAACAUACAGAGGAAUGAUGCAUACAUUUUCUCAAGAGGAAAUGCGCGAUUUACAGGUAUUCAUCGACAAGGUCCUUCCGAAACCGUAAUAAAUUGAAUGCGUCGAUGUUUCAAUGGCUAGUUUGAGCGUUUAAUUGUACAUUAUAUUGAAAGAAUUCCACUUUCACAAAUUAUUUUAUUUUAAUAUGUUAUGUGAAUAUCUUAUAAAGACGUUAAGUAGUAGAAAAUUGUUGAUAAUCUUCCAAAAUACGAAAGCUGGAGUUGCUACAUAGGAAAAAAUACACUCCUUAAAGGAAUAUAUUUAUUUACAAUCUAAAAAAUAAUUUAUGUAUCUAUAUAAAUACGCAGAUACACACAUAUAUAUCUUUCUCUAUAAAAAAAAAAAAAAAGCUUCAUACUUUAAUGUGUCAAAGCGUUCAUGUAGCAAUAUUACGAAGUAAUUCUUGUUGAUCUUUAAUCUCUUUUUUGUAUCUUGUGAUUCUCUCAUUGGCAUUCCUCAAUUCUUUGUAGACCAUUUUAUUUAUACACGCAUAACUCAAUGCAAAUAUAUAAAAAUUAUAUUUAUUCAUAAAUCUACAUUGUUGUGGCGAGAUAUUUUUUAAAUAAUGCGAGGAACCCACACGAAAUUUUUAUACAAAAUUUCUCCAUUAGAUGUCAUAUGGAGUUAUAAACGUCUAUACUUAGAUGUCUAAUGGACAUUAUGUGGGAAUGAGAUAAUGAGGCGUUUUUUUUAUCACUAAUCAGAGUGACUCAUCUGUAAUAUCAGUAAGACAGUAAUACGCAUUUAUAUAUACGUAUUAUAUUGAAGAGCCAUAAUAGUUUUAAGACAAACAGCAAAAUCACAGAAUUUUUUGCAUUAGAAUAUUUUGACAAAAUUUCUUUUGCGUGCGCGUGCGCGUGUUAAGUGGUCAUCUCCAAAAAAAAUUAAAUACAGAUAAAAUAUACGUCCACUCAACACUUAAAUAAUUCUAGCCGAUAAUUCUAGGCAAGCUUUCUGCAUUUACAUUUCUAUCUGAUCAACGAUAUAACCGGUAAAAGUUGCAAUUGAAAUAACUUUGUAGCGAGUAGAAGACGGUAAGAUAUGAGAGAUACAUAUGUAAUUUGUGAUUACAUAUUGCACUGUUCGCAAUCUAUCAGGCUGUUUUACUUAUGAUUAUUUAUAUAACACAUCAGAGGGUUUCUCUCUCUUAAUUACUUGAUAAUUUUCCUCGAAAAAAAUUUAUGAAUCCUCAAAAAGUAAUAUUACUAUUGUUUACGAUAAUACGAAUCUUUGCAUAGUUUUAUUUUAUAAUCGCGUGAAAAAAAAAUCUACUUUUUCAGAUAAUAAAAGAAAAACUACACAUUUAUUUAAAAAAAUAAAUGUAUUAAAAGAAUGUUUAAGUUUGGGAAAUCCUGUGAUACUCACAUAGAAAUAGACGUAUAAUAUUAAUAAUACAGUGUAAAAAAAUUAUCCUAAUA
Molecule: messenger RNA, 2183 nt
Organism: Pseudomyrmex gracilis
Lineage: Eukaryota; Metazoa; Arthropoda; Insecta; Hymenoptera; Formicidae
Gene: Apt1
Product: acyl-protein thioesterase 1
Exons: 7
Coding region: 23-814 (263 amino acids)
Biological process (GO): protein depalmitoylation
Cellular component (GO): cytoplasm
Molecular function (GO): carboxylic ester hydrolase activity; palmitoyl-(protein) hydrolase activity
Source: RefSeq, a predicted model, not a curated record